Molecule: messenger RNA, 2705 nt
Organism: Aspergillus pseudotamarii
Lineage: Eukaryota; Fungi; Ascomycota; Eurotiomycetes; Eurotiales; Aspergillaceae
Product: putative GTPase activating protein for Arf
Exons: 4
Coding region: 432-2456 (674 amino acids)
Biological process (GO): endoplasmic reticulum to Golgi vesicle-mediated transport; endocytosis; intra-Golgi vesicle-mediated transport
Cellular component (GO): Golgi apparatus
Molecular function (GO): GTPase activator activity; protein binding
Source: RefSeq, a predicted model, not a curated record
ACUAAUGAUCAAUAUCAUAUUAUUGGCUUUUCCCCACACCCACUCACUCCUUUUACUCCUCGACGACACGACACACGCACACACAUAUAUAUAUAUAUGUCCUUUUCUUCUUCCUUGGAUCUACUGUUACCCCUGGUACCUAUAUAUAUUGAUCGAAAUCGCGGGAAUCAGCUAGUCCAGAGAAGAAAGGGAAAAAAAAAAAGAAAUACUAUUCGGUCGAAGAAAAUAUGAUUUGCCUCUUCGCCUAAAACAUUUCCGACCGCUUGUACUCGGGAAGCUCGGCCCGUUUGCCAUGUUUGAAUCCCCUAACGCUACACUAACGCUUUCCUCUCCUCUAUCAUUCUUGCCCCUGACGGGCUUAGACAAGUAUCACUGUCUCUGUGCGGGGAAAUUCAAGGAACUUCUUGCCCUCGCCGAGACCUUCCGCGAUCAUGGUGGCCGGUAUCAGCAAACGUCAGCAGUUCCGCAAUGAGCGGGCACUGCAAGACCUCGUUCGGUCGGUUCCUGGCAAUGACCGAUGCGCCGAUUGCCAAGCAAUGAAUCCAGGAUGGGCCAGUUGGAAUAUGGGUAUUUUCCUCUGCAUGCGGUGCGCCGCGCUGCACCGCAAGAUGGGCACUCAUAUCUCAAAGGUCAAGUCCUUGAGUAUGGAUAGCUGGACGGCGGAACAAGUCGAUAACAUGAAAUCGCACGGAAACAACCUCAUGAACAAGAUCUUUAACCCUCGGAACGUGAAGCCCCCUGUCCCUGCUGAUGUUGAUGAGUCCGAUGCAUGCAUGGAACGGUUUAUUCGUCAGAAGUACCAGCACCGGAGCUUUGAAGAUGGCAAACCGAAACCCCCGAGUCGUCAAGGUACUCGUGAUGAUCGCUCUCCAGAAGGAUCUCCUCCUCCUCUCCCCCCAAAGCCUGCCCGGCCCUAUGGGCUUGGUCUGCGAUCAGCCUCCUCUACAACCAGCCUCCAUCGACUGUCCAACCGGCAAGCCAUGACUUCCCGCUCUGAAACCUAUGAAUCGCCCAGAUCGGUCUCACAGGGCAUGGGGGCUUCUGUUGGAAGUAGUAAUGCCUCCCACGAGUCUCAGAUGGCCACCUUGCGGGGUAUGGGUUUCACCAAUGAGUAUCGAAACUCUGCUGUUCUGAAAGGCUUGGACGGCAAUCUCGACAAAUCCAUUGAGACUCUGGUCAGACUGGGGGAGGGCCCCCCGUCACUGCAAGGCAGAACGCCUGUUCAAACGACCACUGCGAAUGGUACUGCUAGACAGCAAGCCUCCAGCAAUCCUUUUGAUCAGUUAGACUCCAAGCCGGCUCAACCUGCUGGGCAGUCCUACAACCCUUUCGAUGCUCCUACUUCGCAACCAGCUGCACAGACGCUCGAGGCGUCGUUCCAACACCUUCAGGUCUCGCAACCGUUAUUCCCACAUUCAACCGGGGGUUAUCCCAACCAACAGCCAUCUUUCCCUCAAUCUCUAUACCAGCAACCGAUCACCCCCCCUGUGAUGCCUACAAUCUCCCAGGGUGCCGUCGUGCAGUCACCGCAACCUGUUGAUGGUGGUCACAACCCCUUCUUCCAAUCCGGCAGCUUUACUGCAGCUCCCAACCAAACCCCCGGCGUCGCUCAGCCUCAGACUAAUCCUUUCUUCACCCAACCCCCUUCGCAACUCAACUCGAUGCAACCCCCAAGUCAGGCUCCGGCUGGAUAUCCUCAUCCACCCCGACAUGCCAACACCAUGCCGGCCAUAUCAUCCACUUCCCCGUUCGGUACCGCGUCGCCGUUCCAGCAGCAGCAGCAGCAACAACAACAACAACAACAACCACAAAUUCAACCGCCCCAACUCCAAGUACAACCACCCCAGCAGAUGCAAGCAUCCCACAAUCCAUUCCAGCCCAUGACAGCGCCCCCAACCCCGCAAAGUGCGGGGUACCAUGCGCAAUCGCACCUUGGCCUGCAGGCGUCCGCGCAACAUCUAGCCCCACAGCCAACCGGCCGCAUGGACAAGAACAGUAUCCUGUCAUUGUACGGCCUUUCCCCACCACCAUCGGCAACGUUAGAGCAGCCCCAAAUCCCAACUCCAGCAGGAACGAUUCCCGGCCCGGGAACAGCACCGGCACCAGCCCCUGGCUAUGCCACCACAACACAACCGCAACAACCCACAGACCUUCACUCCGCAGGUACCCGGAACCCCUUCCUAACCACUCAAGCGCCUGCCGCUGGAUUUUCCCAACAACAACAGCAACAGCAACAGCAACAAGGAUACCUCCAACAACCCCAACCCCAACCCCAGUACACCACUACCUCCCCAUUCACAAUGCCCAUGAAAUCCAACACCAUGCCACCCGCGGCACCAAGCGCCUUCUCAAGACCGCAGGGCCACAUGAGCCAGCAAAGCGUCGAUAUCAACGCCUUCCAGAACGGCCGACACAGCCCCGAUGCAUUCGCCAGUUUGAGUGCGCGGUAUGGUUGAUUCUAUCAGUACAUACCUACAUAUCUACAUAUUUGCAAUUACAUAUUUAUGAUCAUGCAUAUCUCCACACAUACAAAUAUGUAUAGAUAUGUUAUAUGGAAAAGCUUUCGGUAAAUAUUUCGGUCUGUUGUGUUGUAUUUACAGAUCGCUUCAACUUGGAUCGAUAUAUAUAUAUAUAUGUUAUUCUUUGGCGUAUUUGAUUGUAUUAGUACAUUCCUUGUGCAUCUUUGGCGUUGAGGGAGAUGGGAU